Molecule: messenger RNA, 3126 nt
Organism: Aplysia californica (California sea hare)
Lineage: Eukaryota; Metazoa; Mollusca; Gastropoda; Aplysiida; Aplysiidae
Product: probable ATP-dependent RNA helicase DDX41
Exons: 15
Coding region: 322-2280 (652 amino acids)
Biological process (GO): mRNA splicing, via spliceosome
Cellular component (GO): spliceosomal complex
Molecular function (GO): ATP binding; RNA binding; zinc ion binding
Source: RefSeq, a predicted model, not a curated record
UUUAGUGGCCAACGUAUCAACAGCGUUGUAAAACCAGACUAGGCUUAAAUCUUGAUCAACUACACUACACAUUCAUUGCCUGGAACGACGUUAUAACUUUUAUUAUCCAUCAGUUUUUUGUUGUAUUAUCGACAGAUAGUUUUGAUAUUGCACAUAUAGAUCUAACUGAAAUUUGAAAUUUUAUUGUACUGGUAGGAACAGUUGUCAAGGAAAAAGUCAAAGCGAGCAAGCAAGUAAAUUUUGCUGGGCAGAGGGGCAGAGGCAAGCCCAAGCCAAGACGGGCCAAAGCAAAACCAAAAAGUAACAGAAGAAAUCCCAAGCAUGUCUCUAAAACGGAACCUGAAUGGAGGGAAUGAUGAUAAGCAGGAUGAUUCUUCUGAUGAUGAGAACUACACACCUUACAUCCCGAUCAAGCAACGGAAAAAAAUGGAGCUGAUGCAGCUCAAGCGCAGACUUGGUCAGGUUGGAGCAAUUAAAGAGGAAGAAAUGAUGAAAACAGAAAGCAGUGGGAAUGAAGAAGAGAGAGACCUCUCCAAGCAUCCUCUAGCACAGGACAGCGGAAGUGAAAAGGACCCGGGCGAUUCAGAUGACAACAAGUCUUCUAAAGAUGAUGAUGAGAAUGAUGGAGGAAUCCCUGAGCAGGACCUUGGACCGUUGGCUCAAGUCAGCUUGCUUGAUCAGCAUAAUGUGUUGAAGAAGAAGGCUGAAGCAAGGAAAGAGACAGCAAGGGAAAAGAUGCUGAAAGAGGAGGAGAAAAUUCUUGAGAGUGUUAAGGAAAAAACAGCUCUGAUGGGUGUGGCGGAGUUGGCCAAAGGUAUUGAAUACACAGACCCUAUCAAAACAGGAUGGCGGCCUCCUAAAUACAUACUAGAGAUGUCGGAGGAGAAACGGGAAAAAGUCAGGAAAAAAUAUCAUAUCCUGGUGGAGGGUGAGGACCUGCCACCACCUAUCAAAUCUUUUCAGGGCAUGAAGUUCCCAGAACCGAUUAUCGAAGCCUUGAAAAAGAAAGGCAUUAUUAAACCUUCACCUAUUCAGAUACAGGGAAUCCCUACUGUAUUGAGUGGGAGAGACAUGAUUGGCAUUGCCUUCACUGGGUCAGGCAAGACUUUGGUGUUCAGCCUUCCUAUUGUCAUGUUCAGCUUGGAGCAGGAGAAAAAAUUGCCGUUUGUGAAAAAAGAGGGCCCAUACGGACUCAUCAUAUGUCCUUCGAGAGAAUUGGCAAAGCAGACUUAUGAAGGCGUCAAGAUGUUUGGGGAAUGUAUGGAAGCAGCUGGCUUCCCUAGCCUUCGACCAGUUUUGUGUAUAGGAGGCAUGCCACUGAAAGAACAGAUGGAGAUUAUCAACAAGGGUACUCAUGUGAUGGUGGCCACACCAGGACGACUCAUGGACAUGCUGGACAAGAAAAUGGUCACUCUCGACGUGUGCCGUUAUCUGUGCAUGGACGAGGCUGACCGCAUGAUUGACAUGGGUUUUGAGGAAGAUGUCAGAACUAUUUUCUCAUAUUUCAAGGGUCAGCGACAGACUCUGUUGUUUUCUGCCACCAUGCCCAAGAAAAUCCAGAACUUUGCCCGUUCUGCUCUUGUUAAACCUGUCACUGUCAAUGUUGGCCGGGCGGGAGCUGCCAGUUUGGACAUUGUACAGGAAGUUGAAUAUGUCAAGCAGGAGGCAAAGAUGGUUUAUAUCCUACAGUGUUUGCGCAAAACGGCACCACCGGUUUUGAUUUUUGCUGAAAAAAAGCAAGAUGUGGAUGCCAUUCAUGAGUAUCUGCUAUUGAAAGGUGUGGAAGCUGUGGCGAUUCAUGGAGGGAAAGAUCAAGAAGAGAGGAGUAGAUCUGUGGAAGAAUUCAAGAAAGGACAGAAGGACGUGUUGGUUGCUACAGAUGUUGCCAGCAAAGGUUUGGACUUUGAAGGCAUUCAGCACGUGAUCAACUAUGACAUGCCCGAAGAUAUCGAGAACUAUGUUCACAGAAUUGGAAGAACAGGCAGAAAAGGUCAGAGAGGAGUAGCUACAACGUUUGUCAACAAAGCUGUUGACGAAUCCAUUUUGCUGGAUCUGAAGCACCUGCUGAUCGAGGCGAACCAGAAAGUCCCGGCCUUUCUGGCCACCAUGGAGUCAGAGACGGAGAAAUACCUGGACAUUGAAGGUGAAGUGGGUUGUUCCUAUUGUGGAGGUCUUGGCCACAGAAUCGCAGACUGUCCCAAACUGCAGGCUAUGCAGAGCAAACAGGCGUCUGGCAUUGGACGGAGGGACUAUCUGGCUCACAACAGUGCCGACUGGUAACAGUCAAGAGCAAAAUGUGAAGUGUGAAGGCAUUCCUCAGGAGAACGUUUCGACUUGUUUGGGUUUUUGUUUUGUGACAGUCGUGACUUUUUCCGAAAUGAAGCUUAAAUUGCUGAAAGUAUUAGAUUCUCCGAAAAGUAAAAGUUUUAUCUGUGCUCAAUUUCAAAUUUGAAUGGUAUUAACAUUUUCAAAGUCAAAAGUUAAAUUUAUAUGCUGUUCUUUACGAAAAUAAGCACGCAAAAAAUGCUAGGUCAAAGUCUUUAAAUUCAAAGCGGCAUUAUGGUGCAUGACAAGGAAUGUUCUAUGCAUAAGAAGAAAACAGAACUAAUUCACUUACAUGCUAUCUUUUAUUUCUUUGAUGUGCAGCAUUGUCUUCAUACCUGAGAUGGAUAAGAGUGAAAAUGAACAAGUGCGAAUGAGACUUUUGGUGGGUUUUUUUAUUUCAAAAAAAUUCAUUGUAUGUGGACCGAUUGAAAAAAGACAGGCUGCUUCAUGUUCACCAUUGCAUCGGUAAUCUGUUUUGUUGUACACUUUAAAUUUGAAUUGUUUGUUGGCUUUUUAAAAUCAUAAUUGUUUUGUAAAUUUUCUUUCCUGUAUCGGACAACAUGUAAAUAAAUGGUAUGAUACCGGUAUUAUGCCCUUUUCAACACAGUUUGUGUAUUUCAAAGCCAGGACCUCUAAUUUGAUGCUCUUCCCCGAAGGAUAGGACUGAACCAAAAGAUAGAGAGCCACAACAAAAAAUGGUUUUUUUUAAAGAAAACAACUGAAAAACACUGAUAGGUAAAAUAAAAGUAAGUUGCCUUUGUGAUUUCAGAUUUGUCAUGAAUAAAUAUUUGCCAUGUUACA